UCGGAUACGGCUUUUCAUCCUGUUAUUUAACUUAUCAGUAAAUCUGUCUUGUAGAUUUUACUUCGACCCUACAGGCAUUUCGUAGAUAGUAGAAACAGGACCCGCCGGCACUGAGCUAAGCUUUGACGUUCAGAUAGUUUCGUCUGUUCUGUCUAUGACUGUAUCGUGAUACAGAAGCAUAGUCGAAUACAGCGUUGCAAAUAGCGGAGAGAUAUCAGAAAAGUCAAUGGCUUUUCGCGAACACGUGUUGAUCCUCAGACAAGCUGCAAUUUGUGUAAAGGGAUCUACGAAUUGAAGAGAACGUUAUUAAUAAGGAUCGCGAUAGAUCUUGAGCGGGCAAAGAUGCUAGUAGAAGUAAAAGAUUUAGAGUUCCUUUUCUUUUCUGAUGAAAUUGGGCCCUGGGAAGUAGGUCAAUUCGCGAACUGGAUAAAUUCAGUCAACCGCGAGUGAACGAGGGAGAAUACGGUGUGGAAUAAAAUUAUCGAUCGCGCGACACAAACAGAACGGAACGGAAAAGGAAGAAGUAAGGAGAUGUACAAAGAAGGGAGAAUGAGGCAGAGAGAAGAGCGCCUAGAAAGGACAGCCACGUUGCAGGCUUUCGUGCAAUUUCGCUAAAAGCAUUAAUUUGGAUUAAAAGAUCGUCUACGCGCCGAAAAGAUGGACUCCUUUAAGGAAUUGAAACGGUAUCCUCCCCGUGGUCGGACUUAAUUGCUCGUUCGUGGCGCGUGCCUCCGCCAAUAAGAAAAAUUUACUUAAGAUUUAUUUAAGAUUCGUUUCGUCUGUACGUGCGCCGAAGCUUCAGAAGCUUCGACUUAGAAAACGUUCUCGAUAUCAUAUUCUUCACUUGGAGCAGGUAAGAAAGUGAACGUCCAUAAUUGAAUUCCUAAUAGCGCUAGUCACUUUGAUGAAAUUCUUUUCUUUAUCAAUGUUUCAUUCAUCAGUGUUUACUGUGUGAGACCGCGUAACACAGUGAGUCGCGGAAUAAUUUAUUCUUCGAAUAUUUAAUUAUCAAUGGUGUUGGAACAAGUUCCAUAUAUUCAAAGUACUAUAUACACAGAGCAGCGUCCUCCUAUUUUCACGGAAAUUAUUUCAGUUUCGACUGUGCCGAAUUAAUCUGUUGCACAGAUAACGCAAUUUUAGUUUCGACCGUGUCGAAUUAAUCUGCGACGGAGAUAGCGCAGUUCUAUAAUUUCACAAUCCUUGUUUAAUCGGUAAAACUUAAUGAUAAAUUUAAUUCCAUUAUCCUAACACGUCGUGUCCAAUCGGAUAGAAUUACGCGGUGACGGGAAUAAAAUAAAAGUUAGGAAAGCAUGAAAGAUUAGGGUUGGCAACCUUUAAGCCGAGUUUCGAUAGGAGAUCCGACAGGGAAGGAAAACUGCAAAGAAAACCAAGCGCGAAAGCGGGGAGUCUCAUUAGAUUCUGCGGGCGCUGCUUCGCAGAAGUUUACUUUCGAAAUAUCGGCAAACGAUGAACACGGAAUCUCAACGAGGGAGAAAGAGAACGGCGAAUCAUUCUUAUUGCAGUCGGGUGCACGACGGAGAAAUUGUUAGUUGCCAAACUUACGGUACUAUAAAGCUCUUCAGGAACGUUGUCCUUUGUCCUCGUAAGUCGCGAAGCUCUCGAACGAUACUGUUUGCAAGACGGUUACGAAAUUCGCGAGUUUCCCCAUCAACUUUCAUAAUUUCGUUGUACUUUUCCGUGAAUCGCAUCAUAUUUUUUAUUGCUCGUAUCGUCGUAUCGUUUUUAUCAAUUAUAUUACUCGGUUUGCGAAGCGUGUUAGCUUUUUUGUCGAGAUCUCUGUUGGUUUCCGCGAGUUGUAAAAUUAAGGAAACGAAUGGUAGAGUGGUAGAGUUGCACAAGAGAGUAAAUCGACGUGGUUCAGUCAUCUUCCGUGUAGUCAAGACACCACAUAGCAAAUUAACUAUACGAGGUUACGAAAUUAUCGUAUUGCACGACGGCAUCAUAAUUUGGAAUUAUUCUAGUAUACCUGAUUGCACCUGAUUGCCUGUCGUUAAUGGCACAAGGAUUCUUGACACAUCAUUUACCACUUGCCGAUUCUCAGGUAUUUCCAGUCAAUCUUCCGAGGAGAAAAUUGAAACUCGUUGUCAUCCUCGAUCAAACACCAUAUUAGCAGAUCCAUUGCAACGCACGCUCGGAAAAGAAUAAAAAAUAAAAGACACAUUUUUAAUGUUCAAUCUUCUUGCAAAACAACUGUUUACUAUGUAAAACAUCGCAUCGAGCAUAAUUCUAUUAGCGGUGUGUAUAUACGCUAUGCAACGAGGUAAUCGAGAAAGCUACAUCGAAAUGAAUAUAUUAUGAAUGCGACGGGUGACGUGCGGUUUGAUAAGCUGAUCCAUAGCGAAACAGAGUGACGCCUAAAAACGCGUAUGUAAAUCUUCUGUGGCUGAACUUGCACCCCACCGAUGCGACAGACAGCGGAGCAAAAACACGAAUUUUCCAUUCAAAUUUCACGCUGUCCCGCAUACCGGUGAAACGUGGCUCGCGCGCCGGACAAUUCGACGCUCUGGAUCAACCAAAAAAAAAAGUGGUGAGCCGAGAGGAAACAGGACGAAAUACGCGCGUGAAGGCCAUCGCUCUGAAACGGACGCGGAAAACAAGAAGAUGGAACACACGACGGGAGAAAAUGAGCGGAGACUAAAGGAUUUCUCUAAGGGAUAAAGAAAAAGAGAGAGAGAGAAAGAGAGAGAGAGAGAGAGAAAGAAAGAGAGAGGGAUGGGAAUUCAACGAGCGCUCGACGAACGCGGUUUCCGAUAGUCAUCUCUGCAUCGUAUAAAUCUACUUAACAAUGGACAGGAGUGCACUUCCUGAAACGGGGCCACGAAUGCGCCGAGGAGCGCCAAUAAAAAUCGACGACCAUUCAUCGACGAAAUACCGAUUCCCUGCAUUUUAACUAGAUGUGUUUGUUCCGCGAACACGAUUCUGCUACGUCUGUGGAAACCGUGUAUGUAAUUCGAGUUGACUGUGGUAGCAGCUUCUCCUCAGUCGCGUUGCGUGAUGGAUUAACCGUUGUUGGAAUGGAGAGAGGAGAGGAUGACUAUCUGGCGUUAUAUGCUGAGACGAUGAUGGAAUGUCCGACUAAGAUUAUUGAAGAUAAUAUGGUAGCGUGGGUGGUAGUUGGGUGAUGAUGUUUGAGAAAAGUUCAUCUGUGAAAUGAGCCGUUCAAAAGCUACAUAUAUCGAUUAACUCCAAAACUGGAGUAAAACUCCUUUCUUUGAAUGUUCGACAUUAACUGUGCAUCUGUAUAAUGAGAUUAAGAAAUCUACAGAAAGUGAAGUUGGAUCAGUUUGGACACUGAAAGGCUGCGACCGAAAACUAACUAUCGAUUCCUAUAGCGAGUCUACUGUUUGGAAAUCUCUGUCGGCCACAAAAUUUAUAAAUAAUAAAAGCUACUUGUUUCCUUUCGCUGUGAUGCCUAUAUAUAUAUCCUCUCGAGAGUGGAGACUCGCACGGAGGGUGUAUCAACGAUUCUGUAUUCACGUUUCAGCCAAGUAGCAUCGUGUUGAGAGAAAGAAACACGAGCGUCGUAUUGUGGAAAAGCGUCGUGAGACGGUUUUCCGCUUGGAGGAUCGAGAAGGGGUCGUCUAACCGCGAUAUUAAAUAAAAGAAGAGCACUCUGACAGAGCAGACGGCAAGCCGAUUGCCGAUGGAUAUACGGCACCUCCUCGCCGCGCGAACACGUACGUUUAUUAUGGUGUACGGCCAUCUACAUCGUCGCACCGCAACACCGUCUGCUUGGAAAUGCACCACUAUUAAAGCGCAUCCCUCGCAUCCUUCCCGGCAACGUCGCGCACGGCAUUCGUUGAUAUGCAGACGAUGACACGCUUUCCGGUUCCGGCAGAUUUCGCACUCCCGUCUCGUAUGCCGCGAAGCUGCUGGAUCUUCUCGUGUAAAUCCUCCAAGGGUAGCUCCGAGAGACGUACCGGUUUGCAGCUUCGUCCAUUUUUCAUCGCGCGGAAAAUACGCGAGCGGUCGUUAUCGCCUGCUCAGAGAGGAACAUUUUUCCCGGUUGUUUUAUUAAUGGAUGAUGUUUCAAAGUUUCCCGCUACUAUCAUCCGCGUUCGUAGGAAUUCCUUUCUGAACUUGAUUGUCCUUUGUCUCUUUUUACCGGAUGUUUUUAUUUCAAUAAAAAUUGAAACGAUAAAACCUUCGUUGCUUCUAUUUCUAGAAAGAAUAUUUGUUAUCGAGAUAAUGAUGCAAGAGAAUCCUCAAUAGUUUCAAUUUCAUUCUACGGUUCAUGGAAUGAAAUUUUUCAUGCGAGCCGAUUAAAGAAAAAAGUUCUCUAUGGCUAGAAUAGCAAUAUGAUAUUGUUUGACAGCGUGUCGCGCCCGUAAAUCCCUGCCGCGUCGCCUAAGGUUGGAUUUUCGAUCAGAAUUUCCGUAAUGUGGCCCAGGUGGAAGUUACGCGAGGAAUCAGGACGCUCGGUGUUCCACGAAAAAAGCAGGAGAUUCAGUUACGUACAGGCAGUUACUGAACAGGCUUGUGACUUUCCAUAAAGGUGAACAAGGGGGUGUUAGUACCGGGGAUGAAGUCCCCACGGUGAAAAGUUUUCUCCCCGCUUUGGAAACACGAUCGGACGAUACAUCGCUGGUACGUGCGGAGUAUAUCGAAGCUGGCACCAGUUAACGUCGAGUUUUGUGCAUACGCGAUGCAGCGAACGAAAAACCUCCGCAGGCUGGUGCACGUGCGCUCUACGUUCUGCAUAUGCGCCGUAUGGUCGAUCAUGGUUCCCCGAACUUCCCGUUACAGGGAAUAAUUCAUUUUCUUUCUCUCAUUUCCUCUCUUCUUCGUGCCUUGCUCUCUGCCACAGUCGCUCCCUCUUCCUCGUCAACUCGAUGGUCUUUUUUCUGUUCUUUCCCGCAGUUCAAGGGCAAAUCGGGGCUGACACACGACGUACGAGCUAACUUGUAAUCGCUUCACGGCCCCACAGUUCAAAAAGACACACUUCUCUCCCUUUCUACUUGGCUUCACAUCCUUCGGAGACAAUGUGGCGUCUGUCUUCGAGUAGCGGUGUGGAAGAUGCGACGUUGCGCUAAAAUUCAACCGUGUCCUUGCUACUUCCGUCUCAUUCUUCCCCUCUGUUCUACACAGUUGUCGUUUGUUCGACAACAAUAGCAGAAAUUUCGUUCUCUUCCCGCGUCUUUCUUCGUCCACCCUCCGUCGGCCGCUUUUUAUCCUGGCACACGUAUAUGUUCGAGCGACUCCUGCAAAUCACAUUAACGUCAACCGCGUGACGUGUUUUCCUGUUUUGCAAGCGAGACGACGACACAACGCUCGCUUAUGAAUAACGCUCCGCCGACCAGCAUGCUCCUCGCAAAGCUUUAUGAUCCGCGAUUUCGACUGGCUUAGCUCGAUCGUCUUCAUCGUGCGUGGAUCAUCCGACCUCGUUCUCCGUGUACUCAUUUCCAUCUCCCUCUUUCUAUCUUGCCUCCUGACUUUCUCGUUGUCUUUUUCGUCCUUCUCUCCUCUGUUUCUCGUCCCUUGAUUCGCCACGGCCCUAUCCGCAUGAUCUUCGUUCCACACGCGAAUCCGAAGGAUUACGAUGUGCUUGUUUGCGUACCGAAUUAUGCAAUUGAAGCACCGCUCGACUGUGUGGUUAUUUCAUGCGUGAAAGUAACGCCAGGAGUACCGGUCGCAUAACAAUGUUGAAUACGAAAUAGCGCGGAGUGAACACGAAGAUGCGAAAUCUCAGUGUCAGAGCCGAAACGCUCCAAGGGUUAUCGUUUGAUGUGGCUACGCUUCCGCCCGUGUUUCAUCAGGCAAUUGCUUGAAAGCCAACCAUCGAGGAAAACAGAUUCGAACCGAUUGAUACAACUUUUUCAACAUUUUCCCUGCCCUCUUUUGAUUUUCGUUGCCAUUUCGCUCCGUGUUUUAUUAUUUGAUCAUUUUGGUCGCUACUUUGAAACGUUAUUCAUACUAAUUUCGUAGACGGUAGACUUAGAAACGAAUACUACGUCUUUUUCUCCGCUUUGUUCGCGACUUCGAAUGUCCUUGGUUAUGCAACCAUCGAUUUCUUUCUGCAUCUUUUUGUACAACUAUCCAAUUGUUUCUUCAGCGAGGUAGUAAAUAACACAGUUGAAGGCAUUUGUUCCUAUCUUACAUUAUAUACCGCAUUAAAGCGUGUCCCUUUUUAUCUGCCUCCUUUUCAUCUUUUCCGUUAUAAAUGCGACGUACAAUCCGCUUUCCAUGACCACAAAAAUACCAGUUUUCUUUCAAUCGUUAUUUUCUCGUACAAACGUCGCCAUUUGAAACCGCGCAUGCAGCCCUGCAAUGUCCAUUUGAAAACCAAAAGCCAAGAAAGGAGAGGGACGAAAAAUCACGUUGUAUGCACGUGGAAAAAUUAUUUCCGUUACACCAAAAUGGAUCGUUCGUCGACGCCUUGAACAGCACGUUUCGCGACUAGCGCGUCGAGCUUCGCAAAAUAAAGUUUCGCGAUUAAAAAAACUCCUAGUCCAUGGAAAUCGUCAUAUUGCUACAACGAGCCUCCCGCAAAAACGCGCAGGGAAGGACAAAAAGAACAAUUACAUAUUAAUAAGCGAGCGGAACCUUGUCGAUCUUUACCGUUCACCACGACUAACCGGUGAAUUCGAUUCGUAUCGGAUAACCAGCACCGGAAACCUCUUUUUCUCAUGCAAACGAGCAAUUAGUCGUACGUGCCUUCGCGAUUGAGUCACGAUCGCAGCAGGUACGGGGGAACACGCGAAAGGUAGCUGACGCGAUGACGAGCACAGUCAGGACGACGAGAGAAGCGACUUGGCGCGCGAGCGAUCGCGCGCACGUAUACGCAUGGGCCGAUUGCGUAACCGACAGUGGCGCGCGUAGCAUCCGGUAAGUAAUUUUAGAUGCGUCGGUAUGCGCGCGUGGUCAGCCAGCGAGCCGCCCUGUGUUGCGGAGAACUGCACCAGGAAAAGGGGAACAAUGCUUUUCCCGUUCGAGUCCGGGAUCGCUCGUUGAUUGCACCAUCAUUGUGGUGAUUGUGAGAAUAAUUGAUAAAUGGAAUUCUUCUGGGAGAUUGCGCAGAGGAUGCUUUGGUGUUGGAUAAUUUUAGAAAGCUGUCGGUGGUGGAUUAUUUUACUACACACGAAGAAUGUAGAUGAUAAUGAAGGAAUGCAAAAUGAUGAUAGCCGACGAUGAAUCAAAUGCUAUUUUGGUAUGCAGAAACGCUCACUCAUGAAAAUUAUUAUCUUAAAAGAGUUAUCUUUAUUAUUUUAAAGGAAUUUUGAAUUGAAAAAGGUUUUGUGAAUUAUGGAAUUGAAAAGGUUAGGGGAAAAAGUGUGCCACGUGAACAUAAACUGCGAACAAAAUUUCGAGCCUUACGUAGUAAAAAUAGAAAUCGGCAACUACUAAAGUUCUUUGGCAAGAAAGUUAAACAAAGAAUAAGAUAAGCGCCGCAAAUAAACAAGGACAAAAAUGAUAAAGCAAUCGUUGGCGUAACGUCGUGCACGUACUAUCGUUUGCUCGAUCGCAACUAUAUCGCGUGUACAGGACAAGAAACGUGCCUGCUGUUUGAUCGUCCGUAAAUCGAGUAAUGCUUUCACGUCGACCUAGUAACGGAACUUUUCGACGCAAUUGUUUCACCGCACUCGAUAACAGUGAUGCUUCAAUAUUUACUCCAGAAGCGAAACCAAUUAACGAAUGAGCAAUGAAAAAAAGAAGGAAGGCGAGACGAGAAAGGAGCAGGAGGGAAGCGGGUAAGAGCGGCCGGCUACAUUCAUUGUCAGCGAACAGCAUAAAAAAGAAACAGAACACGCGGAACACGAGUCAAUAGAGCGGAAGAUGGAAUUUCCACUUCGCUAUAGAAAAAGUGAAACUAGUUCCCACGCGAGCGACGAUAAAAUAUUAAUGAUAUCGAUUCCACAGUGAAAACGCAAGAAAAAAGCCGCUAUAAAAUCAAUUUUUUUCGAGCUUCACCGCAUAUUGCAUACGUGAGAGAGGACAGCUCGUGGUUUAUCGGUAUUACGAUAAGAAACAGAGGAUACAGUCUCCACGGCGGUGACACGCUUCACCGGAUUCACAGAAAGUCCCCACGAUUGAUAUACGCGAUAGACAAUCUGCAUGGCUCGAACUUCCCUUUGAUUCAGAUUUCAUUCACUGUUUCUUGCGUGCUGCUUUCGGUUGCAACUUCGGUGGCAGAAACGCAGAAGUUCGCGCGCACUUUUCAUGGUCGAACUACGGUGACGCGAGCAACUGGUUGCAUCGAUGACCACGAGCUUCGACUGUGGGAAAUGACGGAAGUUGGAAUGCUCGUGUAUCCGUUAGCGUGUUUCGUAAGCACGAAUUAGAUGAUAAGGGCUUUCAAGCGUGCGACGGUAGAAUUAAUUCCGCUAGAUGGUAACAGAUAUAACAGGAAAAUAUAUCUCUCGAUUAUUUAAAUACCUUGUCAGAUCAUCUCUUUUCUCCGAUCUUUCUGCAUCGAUGAAUUUAACGAUACUCUCAACGAUAGUUAAAGGAAGUGGUUCGAUACUGAGAAAAAAUUUUCUUCCUAAGACAUACAUACGAAGCAAAUAUCGUAGACAUCCUAAUCGAUGACAGUGAUGUCGUGCUCUCCUAUGAAUCACGGCAUGACGGCUAAACGCACAGCGCAGUAAACCGCAACGUCUGUUUUGAAAGUUAAUCGCUACGAUACAGCAUUGAAAUUCGUAAUACGUGGCAGGGAGCCACAUCCAUCGCAUACGAAGCUUCGAUAAGUGGUCGACAAAACUAUGACCGUCAAAACUGCAUAGAAAACUCCGUAUCUAGAAUGCUAGAUGCUCGCAGAAAUCCACGUUGCGAAUAGCUGUAAGCGAAAGGGAUUGCGCACGAAACCGAAUCGUAGCAAAUAUUUAUAUAGAAACUGCAACCGAGAAGCGCCGCGUAACAUUUACCAUUUUUCUCCUAAAUCCACGUAUAUGCGUCUGUUUCCACGAUACGGAAAUUUAAUAUGCAAAGCCUGGAUGGUCACACGAUCACACAUCGGUACGAGGUUGCUGAAACUUGAUUUCAGAGAAGCGGGCAGGAGAACGACUCGAUGACGCGUUGGAUUUUAAAUCUAGGCUAAAGUCGAUACCUGUUCGACGAGAACUAUGCGGUAAGAGGACCAGCCACCGGUAAUAUCCGGACUGUUUUCACGUUCUACGCGACAACUUUUAGCGGAGCAAUGUAAUCUCGCCGUGGUACGUGUCAAGCACCGUGCGAUAAGACAUGGAACGUUACGAUAAUUGAAUACACAAUUGUUUUGGCCGAUACCGAAACGCGGCGGAACAUAUCGUGCGUGAAAACAGUGGUGCACGAUGCUUUCGCAGCAGGUAGCCUGGAAAUACGGCCGCUUAAACGCGAAUCGAAUGUUUUUCAAUCGAAAAUCCGUGUUCAUCGAGAUUGAUUCGAAGAAAUUCUAUCAAAGAUGAACUUGUUCUAUUGCAGGCUUGCUCAUCGGAUACACGAUGAGCGUAUUUUCCUUUACAAUUGGCGCAUGUUAUUCGAAAUUCUCGUAAAACUGUGGUCGAAUUGCAGUGGGUUUGCAGUCCAAGACGCUCUCGUUCCUUUCAGCAACGAAUACUUCUCUGUUUGUGGAAACGCGACGAAGUUUCUAGAUACUUGGUUUACUAGAGGCUUUUUGAAGAACCCUGCAGUACUGACCCACGGUGGAUUCCACUUUUAAACAAUCGACUUAUUUUUCUUUCCGCUGUUCUUUUUUUUUUUCAAGUUUAUCCAGUGUGCUCGAACGAGAAGAAUGCGAGGCAUUUGCGAAUCUGCGAAUCCAGGGGCGCUUGUUCUAGAAACACUUGCGCGCAACGCGCCGAGAGAAUGGAAAAAGAGGUCGGAACUGUUACGGCAAUUGUGUGUGCGCGUUGUAAAGAUAACGACGCUCUCAUGGCAAUACCUGCAUGGUUAUCAUUAAGACCAGCACCGGUUGAGAACGUUACGCGGCCGAGAGACGCGGAGGUUGUUCGUCGGCGACGCCAGGCAUCCUACAUUUUCGUCCGGUUCCAGUUUGCUUACGCAACUUUCGCGGAUGCACUGUACACAACACACACACGAUACAAAGGGAAAGAAUCGCUGGGAAAAAGAAGAGGAGCGUCGUGGAACGCGCACCAUUUCUGCCGCGUGGAAUUCGAGGAUCGUAAACAGUUGACAUUCGCUGCGAUUUAUGCGACUAUGAAUGGCUGACAUUUGAAUAUUACGCAGAUUUCUUCGACGAGCGCAGUCACGGCUAUGCUCGCGGCGUGUUACUGUUAUGACCGCCAUUAUAUAGAAUUUAUUCGUUGUACCGUUACACGGAGCGUUCGUUUACAACGGUGGCGUCCAAUUUUCAUCGCGAUGCGACCGACGAUAAUGAGGAAGGCGCCCGUGCCAGGUCCAAAUUCAGACGAACUCGUUUGAGCGUCAAUUUCGCCGUCAAAGAUCCUUCUCGCACGUAUAUAUGUAAAUAUGUAUUACAUUCAAAGCAUACGUGAAUAUUAUGACAAUCAGAUGGAUACAGUAUGGUUUAUGGUAAUUAAGUGAGAAAAGGCUAUUUUAUAAAUCGUACGACCGAUGCGAUCAAGAAGCGAUAAAAAGAAGAAAAGGUUGUACGCUGGAACCGGUUGUGUAACGCUUUACGCGGUGUAGUAAAGAUGAUUCAUAUCAAGGAGGCACGCAUUUUCUGAAUGACCUAUAGAAACCUGUAUUUGCUUGCGUGUAUACCUACAUGUAUUCAGAAUUGUUCAACACGGCCAUCUUAUAUCACAGAGGAUCUUGCGUCGUAGUGACUGGUUUUUGCAUUUCUUUCCACCAUCCUUUUUCUUUUUAUUUUUUUCUUUUUUUUAACUCCGACGAUGAUGUCAUAUUUCAUGGCUCGUUUCUCCUACCUGUGACUGAAAACCUCUUAAAGAACGCGUGAACACCUAAUCAUUCUCGACGUUCGAUAUCCUGUUUUUGCCUCGGUGAAUGAAUUUAAAAAUUACGACUUGGCAUGUUUACGAGGAAAACGCUUGACGCCAUUCCUCGAAACGAUUCUCUUUUUUUUUUAAAUUUGUGUUAAUGGCGAAGCACACGAUGACAUCAUCGGUAACGAGAGUCAUUGUUCAAACACACGACUCACUUGUUUCAUUGACUGAUUCAUUAAUCUUGUCGGCUGUAUACAUUCUACGAUCAAGCGAAUCCAAUCAUCUCGCGACAUCAGAAAAGCUACUACUGUUCAAUGAAUUGUCUUUUUCUCGUCAACGUGACGGUACCGGUAAUUGACGGAUUAGUCACGGUCCGGUGACUCACGAUUUCUGGAAUAUCGACAUUGAUAUUUGCGACACGAAUACAGAAGGAUCGUAUGGCGAACGUAAUCGCCUCUGAAACGCAUUUUUGUUAAUCGAGGACAUCGGUCCUUUGUCAAUUCGAUUCUCUCGAACUUGAAAACAACGAUCAAAGUUUCUACAUACAUAUGUUUAACGAGAUCGUCAGAAUUCUUUUACGCAACGUACAACAGGAAACGCGAACUCGUUCGCCGACUACGAUCAUCGCAAGAUAUCGCCUCGUUGCUCGAAACACGUGUGCCAGCUAUCGCGCCACGGUUUUAAUAAAUAGACGCUCUCGACUGCGACAAGAUACGCGGCGCGUGUACGAGUUUAUGCGCUCAAUCUUCUGCAACGCGAGGCAUGGAAGAAGGAUGACACCGAUUCGAAUCGAUGUUUUUAACAGAAAUCCUCGAUGAAAAUAUCCGCUCGCGUGUUGCACAGCUGGCGAAACAUUCGCAACAAAGAAUCAUUUUCCAAAUAAGUGUAUUUGUGUCGACGCAUUUGCGAUAAUCCAAUAAGGUUGGGAGCGAAUUCAGCGGCGUUGGUUCUCGCGUCCUUUGCAAGGAUUUCCAGCAAUAAUACUCCGGCCUGUUAAAGCGAUCGCCUAGGAGAUUAUCCGUAAUUGCUAAUAGACCGAAUAGUCGGUCGUGAUAUUAGAUGCGAAGAGGCUGAUUGGCAGACGUUACGAUGAUCCAUCAGUCCAAGCUGACAUGAAACAGUGGCCGUUCACCGUGGUUAACGACGGAGGAAAACCGAAAAUCCGAGUUCGGUACAAGGGUGAGACGAAGUCCUUCUUUCCCGAAGAGAUCUCGUCGAUGGUUUUGACGAAAAUGAAGGAAACGGCGGAAGCUUAUUUGGGAAAGUCCGUCACGAACGCCGUGAUUACGGUACCAGCGUACUUCAACGAUUCCCAGCGACAGGCUACCAAGGACGCCGGUACUAUCUCCGGCUUGAAUGUCCUGAGGAUCAUUAACGAGCCGACUGCCGCAGCUAUUGCUUACGGCCUCGACAAAAAGGGCCGCGGUGAAAGGAACGUUCUGAUCUUCGAUCUCGGCGGCGGUACUUUCGACGUAUCGAUACUGACUAUCAACGACGGCAUAUUCGAGGUAAAGGCCACUGCCGGUGACACCCACCUGGGUGGCGAGGACUUCGACAGUCGCAUGGUGACACACUUCACACAAGAGUUCUCAAGAAAGUUCAAGAAGGAUCUGACGACGAACAAACGAGCGGUUCGUCGGUUGAGAACAGCGUGCGAGCGCGCCAAGAGAACCCUGUCCUCAUCGACGCAAGCCAACAUCGAAAUCGAUUCCCUGCUCGAUGGCAUCGACUUUUACACGUCCAUCACGCGCGCUCGCUUCGAGGAGCUCAACCAAGAUCUCUUCAAGUGUACGUUACAGCCAGUCGAGGAAGCUCUGCGCGACGCCAAGAUGGACAAAUCUCAGAUUCACGACAUCGUGCUGGUCGGUGGCUCGACUAGAAUUCCACGAAUCCAGAGGUUCCUUCAGGACUUUUUUAAUGGAAAGGACCUUAACAAAUCGAUAAAUGCGGACGAGGCUGUGGCGUACGGGGCGGCAGUGCAGGCGGCCAUAUUGCAAGGUGACAAGUCCGAAGCCGUACAGGAUCUGCUGCUCCUGGACGUGACUCCGUUGUCCCUCGGGAUAGAGACCGCCGGUGGCGUGAUGACCGCUCUCAUCAAACGCAACACCACGAUCCCGACCAAGCAGACGCAAACUUUCACUACCUACUCGGACAAUCAACCGAGCGUCCUGAUCCAGGUUUACGAGGGGGAGAGAGCAAUGACCAAGGACAACAACCUCCUGGGAAAAUUCGAGCUUUCUGGGAUUCCGCCGGCGCAUCGAGGCAUACCGCAAAUCGAAGUGACCUUCGACAUCGACGCGAACGGUAUCUUGAACGUGUCCGCCGUGGAGAAAUCAACGAACAAGGAGAACAAGAUAACGAUAACCAACGACAAGGGACGACUCAGCAAGGAGGACAUAGAACGAAUGGUGAACGAAGCGGAAAGAUACCACGCGGAGGACCAAUCGCAGAAGGAGAGAGUCGCGGCGAAGAACAACCUCGAGUCGUAUUGCUUUAACGUAAAGAACUCCAUCGAGGAUGAGAAUAUCAAGGCGAAGAUUGCGGAAGGAGACCGGAAACUCAUAGCUGACAAGUGCGAUGAAAUCAUCAAGUGGCUCGAUAUCAAUACUUCCGCCACUAAGGAGCAGUUCGAGAAUAAGUUAAAAGAUGCUGAAAGAGUUUGUAAACCGAUUUUUACCAAAUUUUACAACAGCGCAGGACAGAAUUAUAGCUCUUCGGCCAAUCCAACGAUAGAGGAAGUGGACUGACUGAAUAUUUACCCUCGGUUGGUUAUACCGCGUACCGCCGGUGCUUAGAUGACACUUUUCACGCGAUAUUCAAAAUUCAUCGUUAAUAUUUUUCGCGCGACUCUAUAUUAAACGAGCUUAAUUCAGAACGAUCAAAAUAUUUGUGAACCCAAGACUAUUGAACGCUUGUAAGCAAUUAAAACAGUUCACAAGGUUGAAUCAUAGAAUAAACGGCUCCACGUUAAUUUCCAACGCAUUAUUUAUUGCAAGCGAGUUUGGGAAAGGUAUUUAUCGUAAUGAUUUCGUAAUACAUUCGAGAUAUGCGAUAAUAUUGUCAGACUAAUACAACGACCUAACGUCGCCGCUUACGUGUAUAUGACGCACGUAUCAAUGUGUAUACAGCGUGUAAACUGUUUCAUCAAACGGGUCCUUCUCGCAUCACGUUAAAAAUUAAUAUUGUUUAUGCGUGUAAAGAAUAUGUACACAAAAGGGGGAAGGGAGACACUAUUAAAUAUUUAAUGAACUUAGCGUACAGGUAAAUAUAGCCUACGCAUUAAUGGAACGUUUCUUCUCGUAAAAAAUAGAUUAUGCAGAGCACCAUGGUUUCUUCAUCGUAUUAAUCAUCAACGUCUUCCGUUUUUCUCUUUUUUCCAUUUUCUACUUUUUGCUUUUUAUCUUCGAAUUAACUGAAUUUCUUAUAUACAAUUUUCCGCGUCGUUGUCGCGAAUCACCGCGAUGAAUCGCGACGCUGUAACGCUGUUUGCAAGCACAUUACGAAAUGUGGCUAAUUCCCGGAUCGGACGGGCGCCGAGAUUACAGUAUCAGCGCCUUAUCAGCGCGGUAUCUUGCGAACAAUCGAGAAACAAACGAGGAACAGAAACUGACUAUAAUGUUGUCGCAAAAUUUUAUGCCCUGUGCUCAGUCUUUCACGCGCGUUACAAUUUACUUUUUGUUCGUUCUUCUCGUUCCGCGCGAAACGGUCCGAUCGGCUGAUCACUUUCUAAUUUACGAUCCUUUCCAAUUUGUACUGAGAUAUUAGGUUAAUUCGCGCCAGUUUUUACAUUAAGUGGAAUUCCAGUGGGUUCAACUAUUUCAUGAUAUUCGAUCGUUAGAAAUUAAGUUACAACAGAUAGUAGAUUUGACGAUCCGAAAGUGUUACAGAUUCAGCAGCUCGUAGUUUCGAGCAUUGCGAAAUCGAAAUAGAUCGUUUGGUAUUCCACCUUCGUCUCUGUUUUCGCUCUGGUGCCGCCAAGUAAUUUAAAGCAUUCCGAUAUACUCGUUUAUUUCAAUCACGGAAUUACGCAAUCGCGCCGCGAACCUUUCGCUGGGUCGAGUAACAGAAGACAGAUUCCAUCUCGGGAUCUUUGAGUCUGUCAGUAAGUAUCUCAUUACCGAGCUCAAAAAACCGGAGGAUCCUACGCUUCAAACUUUUGCCACGUCUUCUUCGUUCUCGAAUUCGUCGUCGAGAUCGAGGCUGGUCGUUGCGACACGAUUGUCGAAACGAAGAACGCAGGAUAUGUACGCAAGAACGGGACGUAAAAAAAAAAAAAAGAAAAAGGG
Molecule: messenger RNA, 15148 nt
Organism: Bombus pyrosoma
Lineage: Eukaryota; Metazoa; Arthropoda; Insecta; Hymenoptera; Apidae
Product: heat shock 70 kDa protein cognate 4-like
Exons: 9
Coding region: 11975-13609 (544 amino acids)
Biological process (GO): protein refolding; cellular response to unfolded protein; vesicle-mediated transport
Cellular component (GO): nucleus; cytoplasm; plasma membrane
Molecular function (GO): ATP binding; ATP hydrolysis activity; ATP-dependent protein folding chaperone
Source: RefSeq, a predicted model, not a curated record